AUGACAUCGAUUGAUUUUACCGCAUUAGUUAAGGAACAGAAUUAUCCAGAUUGGAUCCAUACCCCACAAAAUGUUAAGGAUAUAGCUAAAGAAUUGGCACAGGAUCAAGUACAAUUGUUUGACAAUAUUGCCAAACAAAUAGAUAAUCCUACUAUUGACAACGUCAUGAAGCCAUUUGCCAAGUUUUCAAAUGAAAAUAGUUUUUUGGAAAAUCAAAUCACAUUUUAUCAACACGUAUCAGAUAAUAAAGAAUUGAGAGAUGCAUCUACCGAAGCAGAAGAACUUCUCGAUAAGACAUCGAUUGAGCAAUGGUCAAGAUUGGAUGUAUUUCAGGUAUUUGAAAAAUUGAAUGAAUCAGUCAAAAAUGACGCUCUAGUAGAUCCAGAAACUAAACGUUACUUAACCAAAAUAUUAAUUUCAUUUAAAAGAAAUGGUUUAGCAUUACCUUCGGACCAAAGAGAAAUUGUCAAAAAAUUACAAGUUGAAUUAAGUAAUUUGAAAUUACAAUUCGCUAAAAACUUGGGUGAAGACAAAGGUUAUAUCCUUUUUUCCGAGGAUGAAUUAGAAGGUAUUCCAAAAGAUGUAAUCAGUCAAUAUGAAAAAAUUGAAGAAGAUGGGAAAACAAAAUUGAAAGUUACUUUCAAAUAUCCAGAUAUUCUUCCUGUUUUUCGUCAUGCUUCAAAUUCCAACACUCGAAAACUUGCGAAUCUUGCAUAUGGUAAUAGAGUUUCGGAAAAUGAUGAAAUUUUGGACAAAAUAAUAAGAAUAAGGUAUGACAUUGCAAAAGAAUUAGGUUACGAUACAUUUUCAGAUUACGUUUUAGAAGAAAGAAUGGCAAAAAGAAAAGAAACCGUUCUUGAUUUUUUGGAUGAUUUGAGAACAAAAUUGGAUCCAGUAGCUGAAAAUGAUUUGAAGGAAUUAAAAAAAUUGAAAAAACAAGAUUUUGUAAACAGAGGUUUGAAAGAAGAAGAUGACUUCUACGCUUGGGAUUUCAACUACUAUAAUGAGAAAUUGUUGGAAGAUAAAUAUCAGGUUGAUAACACUAAAGUAGCAGAAUACUUCCCACUUCAAUCAACAAUCGAUAAAAUGCUUCAAUUUUAUGAAAAAAUAUUUGACAUCAAAUUUGUUAAAUUAACACCUCCUAAAAAUCAAAUAUGGCAUGAAGAUGUUCAACAAUAUUCUAUUUUUCAAGGUGUGACUUCGGGCAAAUUGGAACAUAUAGGAGCUAUUUACUUUGAUUUACAUCCUAGAGAAGGCAAAUACGGCCAUGCUGCUAAUUUCGGCUUGGGACCGGGUUUUGAAGAAAGUAAUGGAGAUCGUCAUACUCCUGUUACUGCGUUAGUUUGUAAUUUCACCAAACCAACUAAGGAGAAACCAUCAUUAUUAAAACAUAAUGAAGUUGUAACUUUUUUCCAUGAAUUGGGUCAUGGUAUUCAUAAUAUCUUAUCGCAAACCAAAUAUGCAAGAUUCCAUGGUACUUCAGUGGAAAGAGAUUUUGUGGAAACACCUUCACAAAUGUUGGAAUAUUGGUGUUGGUCAAAGAACGAGAUCAAAGCUUUGUCAUCUCAUUAUGAAACUGGUGAACCAAUGAAUGAUGAAUUGAUUUCACAAUUGGUCAAAACCAAGCACAUCAACACUGGUUUAUUUAAUUUACGUCAAUUAUUUUUUGGUAUCUUCGAUAUGAAAUUACACACAAUCAAUAGUAGGGAACAACUUGACAAAUUAGAUCUAUUAAAAACAUGGAACGAAUUAAAAGAUAGUGUUACAUUAUUACCAAGUGAUGAUAAUCCAACAAAAGGCUAUGCUUCAUUUGGACAUAUUGCUGGUGGGUAUGAAAGUGGUUAUUACGGAUACUUAUAUUCGUUAGUCUUUGCUGCUGACAUAUAUCAUACAUUAUUUAAGGAAGAUCCAAUGAAUACUGAAAAUGGUAUUAGGUACAGAGAUAUAAUCUUGAAAAGAGGUGGAUCUAGGGAAAUUAUGGAUAAUUUGGAGGAAUUGCUAGGUAGAAAACCAAAUUCAGAUGCUUUUUUAAAAGAGACAUUUGGUUGA
This is a messenger RNA of Lodderomyces pseudojiufengensis, 2049 nucleotides long. RefSeq names its product metalloendopeptidase (gene PRD1). Lineage: Eukaryota; Fungi; Ascomycota; Pichiomycetes; Serinales; Debaryomycetaceae. The coding region runs from base 1 to 2049 and encodes 682 amino acids. The transcript has a single exon. Gene Ontology annotation, cellular component: mitochondrial intermembrane space. Gene Ontology annotation, molecular function: metalloendopeptidase activity. The record is from RefSeq and is a predicted model, not a curated record. Gene Ontology annotation, biological process: peptide metabolic process; proteolysis.